This is a messenger RNA of Histoplasma mississippiense, 501 nucleotides long. RefSeq lists its product with no specific name. Lineage: Eukaryota; Fungi; Ascomycota; Eurotiomycetes; Onygenales; Ajellomycetaceae. The transcript has a single exon. The record is from RefSeq and is a predicted model, not a curated record. Bases 1 to 501 code for a protein of 166 amino acids.
AUGGCAGACCUCCAAACGGGGCUGAUGGCCGGCAGGGUGACCGAAUUUUUGGAGCUGUCCAUAUCUGGCGGGUCGAACUCUGCAACAGCCGGCCAAGUCAAUAAUAAUUCAGGGCAAAAGACGACGCAAGCAAGGCGAAGCUUAACGACUGUGUAUGGUGCGGGGACGAUCGACCAAAAUAGUGGCAAAGCCCUGCAUCAUGACGAGAACAGUGGCCAGAGAAUUCGGAAAGGGUACAGGAAUUCCAUCUUGCUGCGGAGGGGAGCGGAUCCGAAAAAUAAAAGUCUGAGCGGCGGAGCCGAGAAAAACGAUGAGAUGACAAAACAGGGCGAGCCAGGCCAAGAAGAACGAACACAGAGUAUGCCAAAUCCCAACAAUGCGAUCGUGCAGACGAUUGGAUAUGAAGUACGGUAUGAUCGAGAGGGGGAACAAAGGGAGAGCAAUGACCAACUUUGUGGCGGUGCAGAUCACCUGCAUCAUGCAGCUUCAUCACAGCAAUAA